This is a messenger RNA of Phycomyces blakesleeanus NRRL 1555(-), 291 nucleotides long. RefSeq lists its product as hypothetical. Bases 1 to 291 code for a protein of 96 amino acids. The transcript is spliced from 2 exons. The record is from RefSeq and is a predicted model, not a curated record. Lineage: Eukaryota; Fungi; Mucoromycota; Mucoromycetes; Mucorales; Phycomycetaceae.
AUGACAGGAGUUAAGGUAGCAAAGGGAUCCAGAAGAGCGACUAUCUUGCUAGCCAUCAGUCUGCAAGCUGUAAAUGGUGCUCAUCCGGUGACUCAGAGGCGUAAGUGGCGAGGUGGUGCUGUAAUCAGGACACAUAUUGGGUCUUCGAGUAAGAAACCAAAAGAUCAUCACCAUAUGCGAGUAGCUUUAUUGGAGAAGAAGAGGGUUGGCCAAAAGUACCUUGUAUGUCAAAUACAGGAAAGUAUGGAUCGUGAAUAUGUUGGCGCAAAAGUGGACCGAAGUCCUGGUUAA